AGCUGGGCUGCACUAUGCAAACGGGUUUGAUUUUAUGUUGGCUUAAUCGGGGGAUCUUGGAGUUCUGGGGUGCAAGGCCUUGGGGGUUUCCACUUGUGCUAGAGAAUUGUAGGCACGUGCCCAUCCAAGGCCCUUUGCCUCUGCCAGUUCUUUGCAGCUGCUCUCUAAAGUUCCUGCUUUAUAGAUGUGUUUGUUGUGCUGUCAUACUUGAGGACAAAGUAUCUGGCCAAGAAAAGCCUUGAUCAGCAGGAAGUGGCUUCUGCAGCCGAGGACUGAAAUUCCCAGCUCUGUGUUUUGCAUUUCUUGGGUGGCAACAUACAGCAAGGAAGUGUCCCGCUGCCUUCACCCACACCAAACGUCCAUCUGGCAGAGCACCUUUGCCAGGAGUCUCAGCAGCUGUGGAAGGGAGCCUAGUCCUUUGAUCCAGAGGUGGAGGAGGCCAGAUCUGGAGGUUAAGAGGUCCUAAGGUCUGUAUUUAGGCUUGGGGGAGUGUCUGGAAAUGGGCUUAGAUGCUGUCAAUUGGAUCUAGAGCCCAGUAAAAAGAGCAGCUUCCCAGUCCUCAUGGUUGCAAAGGAAAUCAUGAAAGUGAUUAUACAAGCAGUGUUGAUUAACAGCUUCGUUUUAAAGACUGAACGUAUCUUGUUUAGGGCAUAAAGAGGCAGAAUACCUGUGCUUUACUUGGCUGAUUCUUUUCCCUACCGCUCCGGAUGCCUAUAGAGUCUCCUCCAUCCUUUCUUGUGGAUGGCUAUUUAGCAUGUGGUCCCCCUUCUGGACUCCCCAAAGGCGUCUGCUUGGCCCCUGUGGGGAAACAGGAUGUUGGAUUACUAGAUGGUCCUUUAGCCUUUUCCUGGAGGGCUGUUCUUAUGACCAGGAAACCCAAGAACUCUUUCUCCUCCAGGGCCCUCCCCCAGGGUAAAAAAGGCUAAGAGGUUAGGAACAGAUGUAGUCAAUCUAGGUUGUCUGGCCAGGCAGAAUCUCUGGAUGUGUUCACAAGUUUGCCUCCUCCUCCCAAUCGAUGGCCUUCCCUUUCUUCCCUUUCCCACAUCACUUGCAUAAGAGUGUUCCCUCUUCUGAAUUCGGGGCCCUUCUGAGGUUGGUGAGAGUCUGCUUAGGUUUUGCAUGUUCCACUAUAGUGAGGCAGCGCUUCUGCUAUUAGCUCGUUUGAGCAAUCGGGAGCCGGGCCAGUUGUUGCUAGACGAUUAACUUGGCCAGAAUAGCUUCAAAGUGCUGCCCUCUGGUGGACAGAUUGCAACCAUCAGUCUGCUCGACCCCGGAUAUUUUGAACAUGCAUAAUGUAUGCUCCUUGGCUUUUGAAUGCACAGGUGACUGUUCAGCUUUACUUCCCGGUAGAUGCAAGCCUGUCCCAGAUUACUGGCUAGAGAUAAACCUCUCAAAGGAAGAAAGUCUCUCCGAGAGAGUGAUUGCAGCCUCCCAUCUAGCGCCAGGAUGGGGCUGGAGCCUUUUAGUUUUGAAAAACUGAACCGUCGGGCUCCGAGACCACGUGAAGGCAGCAGCGGAGGUGUCAACCACAUCCCUGAGACUCCGUCUCCUCGAGUGGCAGUCCUUCAUCUCUGCCUGCCUGCAUCAUGAUCUUCCUCCUCCUUCUGAGGCACCUUGCGUAGAUCACUUCCUGCCACUGCUUCUGAAGACGCACACGCCACCCCUCCAGGGAAGCAUUAAGAAGCGAAGAGGGACCUGGAAAGCCCUUGGGGAUGUGUGGAACUUGUGAGAACCUGCAAUGACAAAUUAGCCGUGGACAUUUGGGGCCUGAAAGGUGUCCGAGAGCUUCCCCAGGGACAGCAAGUGAGGCCUUCCCCAAUGCGCUGCUCGUGCUGCCAGCUUGGAGGCCUUCCCAAACCCGAGGUCUGGUGAUUCGUAGGGUUGCCAGUUAGUGAUGGACACAUCACCCCCGCCCUCUGCCCUGUAAAGAAGAGAGUCCAGUGCUGCUUCGCCUCCUUUCAGUCAGUCGGAGGAGUUAGAGCUGAGGGCCACCAGCAGCCCAGACUUGCUUCAGGAUGGAGGAGAGGGAGCCGAGUCUGCGGCGCACGCUGGCGAUCAGCAAGUGGGAGAGUCCCCUCACGCUUCUGGACAGGCUCUCAGUGACCAGGGGCAUUUGGGAGCUGCUUGACACCCAGCCAGAACAAGCCACAGCGCUGCUCUCGGAGCAACCAGCUGGGACGUUCAUUGUUUUCAGAAAUGAGGCCGGAGGUUCCAGGGUCCUCUUCCUUCGGACACAGCAAGGCAGAAGUGCUGCUGUCUGCCGUUUCCCCAUUGAGGAAGACAGCUCAGCCGUUUAUCUCGAGGGUUCCCGGCUCCGAUUCCGAGACCUCCUUGAACUGGUUGUCUUUCAUGUUGUGAGCAGGGAUAUCCUGCCCUGCCCACUGAGGAUCCCGGAUGCCUUCAGACUUCCACACAAGCCUGACUUAGAUGCCAUUGCUGCGCUGGGCAUGAGGUUCUGGACAAUGCCCCUUAAACCUGGCAAUGGGCAGGUAUCGGCCGAAGCCGAAGAGGAGCCCAUUGGGGUGAGCAGAGACCCCCUUGGCUCCAGACAGUCGGCCUGCUCCAUCCGGGUGACAUCCGAGGAGGGGGCGCUGUGCAUCAUCAACCCACUCUUCCUCUCGGUGCACAGUGACACCAGCUGGCUCAACUUUACCCCAAGCUUGUGCCGCUCCAGCAGCAAGAGGGGCACCCUGAAAGCCUGGAAUGGACAGAGGAGCCCGGAAGCAUCUGGCUUGGCAGAAACAGGAUCCAGGAAAGAGGAGCAUCCGGCCCAGGAGCGUCUGGGCCAUGUAGGGUCUCAAGAGGAGGAGGAGGAGGAGGUGGAGAGAGGUGACCCUCCGCCUAGCUUGGCCUCCGUGCGACGCAGGCUUCUUCUUCGCAGCCUGGCCUGGAACGGUUCUGAGCAUGUCUCGGAGGAGCUCCCGUUGUCCCCGGAUCAGAAGGAAAUCCGGUCCCCGCACCGGGUCUCCUGGAUCGAAGGCGUCCCCGCGGCGACGCCACCGCCUUGCUGGCCCCUGGAGAAGUCCAACUCCGAGUCGUCUCUGGUGAGCGAGAGCAUGCUGCUGCCGCCCAUCCCCGAGCUGGAUUCGCUCUCCAUCAGCAGCGUGGAGGACGAGGUCGACGCUCUCUCCCUCAGUGCCGCCGCUCAGAAGAAACGCUGCUCCACCUCCUCCAUCUUGACCUACAAGGUCCUCCAGCGCCUCUCGGCCGUGGGCAGCACCCUCAGCGGACUCCUCUCGGCCGAGCGCCGCAUCUCCAACCGGGUGCAAGAGCUGGCCCAGGAGCCGGUGACCUACCUCGGGGGCCUGGUCCAAAGCUUCGUGGGCCACAUCCUGCAGGGCGCCGGGGCCCGGCACCUGACCAGCACGGACUUGCUGCAGGAGAUCCGGCAGAUGCUCAGCAACCUCAAGGGCUACUUGUGCGAGAGCUCGGAGCUGCACGCCUUCUUUGAACACAGCGACGCCGAGGAGAUAGACCUGGGUUCUGUGGUGGAAGCCGCCCUCUACAAAUGCAUACUGAAGCCGCUGCGGGAUUCCAUUUAUGCCCAGCUGCUGGACUUCCACACUCGUGAUGGGAGCCUGGGCCGGCUGUGUGGUCACCAGGCCACCAUGCGUCAGCAGAGCCUGGCCGAGCUGGGAGUGACGGCUGGCGUGCCCGACGGGCCCGGCCUGGAGCGCAUCCAGACCAAGCUCAGCCUCAUGCACCAGGCUUACUCGCCUAAGAAGAAGGAGACGCAGAUGCUCAAGAUCUGCAAGUUGCUCUACGAAGCCAUGAACCAGGCGGCGGGCAGGACAGAGCCGUUUGGUGCUGACGAUUUCCUGCCUGUCCUGACCUACGUGCUGGUGAACUGCGACACGGUGCCAGUGCAGUUGGACGUGGAGUACAUGAUGGAGCUGAUGGAUCCCAGCCAGCUGCAGGGAGAAGGCGGUUAUUACCUCACUACGUGGUUUGGGGCCCUCUACCAUAUUGCGAACUUCCAGCCAGCGGCCAUGGUGACGAGGCAGAUCAGUCUGGAGGCCCAGAACUCCAUCCACCAGUGGCAUCGCCGCCGUACCGUCUACCAUCACCCCCACCAGGCUCACCGGCGUCCUUCACAGAACAUCCUCUAUGUCUCCUUCCUCGAGCCCUUCAACAACCAGAAGACCAUCUCCGUGCCCACUGACAUGACCACGGCGUCCGUCUGCGCGGUGUGUGCCGAGAAGUACCGCAUCCCAGACCCUGCGGCCUACGGCCUCUUCCUGGUGUCGGGCAACUCCUCUCAGCUCCUGGCAGGAGACAGCUGUCCUCAAAAGCUCCGCUCCGAAAUCCUCCGCUCCCAAAGCCCCUCCGUGAGCUUUGUCUACAAGCCCAGAGAUGGGGCACUGCCCGCCAGCAGCCCCACUUCUCUUCGGAGCCCCGAGAGCUUGAGGGCCUGAAAGCUCCCCGGAAGGGUGGACACGGGACAGUCGGAGCUGGAUUGGACACGGGUCACUGGAAGCAUCCCAGAAGCUUCUUCUUCUUUCCUUGAAGAUCGCCCAACGUUCCAGGCUGUUGACUUGACAGAAACCAACCAGCUGGAGAGAGUUGGGAAUAGGAUUCUGGUCAAGAAGAGACUUGCACGGGCUGCCCUGGGCUGCAAUACUGGCCAUAAAAUUGUCUGGCAAGGUCUCCUCCUUCUCUUUCACUCUUGCGUGUGGAAGGGAACCGAAACGCUUGGCCUGGUGGCUUUGCCCCACCACCGCCACCGGCUUGAACCAAAGCAGGGCUCUCUUGGAUUCGUGUGCUACACAUCCUUUUUUGCUUGAAUAUCUGUGGCCCGCAAGCACGUGUCCGACUUACAAAGCAAGACUGUGCACACGGGAGCUUUUCAACCAUUCAGGCCUAACUCAUCUUGCAAAGUACGCACACUCUUUGCUCAAGAACAUCCGAAUGGCUUUGCCAGCUGGGACUGCCAUCUGUUUCAUCCAGGAAUCCAUCUUCCAGGGUGGCCAGCUGGACAUCUCUCAAGAAGCCCAUAUGCACUUGGGGGAGGUCACUUGAAAUGGACCAGUAGCCCACCAGCUGCUGCCCACCCUGGCUUGAACAUCUGAGAAUCGAGAGCAGCCUUAGGCCAGGCGGAAACAUCCCUCUUGCCCGGGGCCAUUUUUGGAAGGUCGAUCUGUUAUCUCACUGUGUGAGCGUGAAAUGUCGUGAAUUGUGCAAAAAUGCAGCGCCCUGAGAAAGCCGCCUCCUGCCCCUGUUCUUGCUGAGUGUUUUGUUCAGCCAUUGAAGCUGGGGGUUGUAGUCCAGCAACAACUGGGGACCUGAGUUCGAAACACACACACCCACACACACCUUAAAGGCUUCAGAGCCUCAGCUUGAAAUCAUGUCUGAAGUCCCGGCAGCCAGACGCCAGGACCACAGAGGACUUCAGUCUCCACGAGAGGAUGUGGCUGGCGUGCUCUUCCUCCCUCCCCGCCGAGGCUAGCAGAAUAAAUUAUGGAACU
Molecule: messenger RNA, 5465 nt
Organism: Hemicordylus capensis (graceful crag lizard)
Lineage: Eukaryota; Metazoa; Chordata; Lepidosauria; Squamata; Cordylidae
Gene: RINL
Product: Ras and Rab interactor like
Exons: 13
Coding region: 2016-4415 (799 amino acids)
Biological process (GO): vesicle-mediated transport; signal transduction
Cellular component (GO): cytosol; endocytic vesicle
Molecular function (GO): guanyl-nucleotide exchange factor activity; small GTPase binding
Source: RefSeq, a predicted model, not a curated record